GACCCCCGAUCUGACGGCUUUCAGUUCAGAUGCUGCCGUGUCCAAAAUCAUAUAAAAAUGUUUCAAGGUACUAAGACUGCCGUCGACUCUUGCGUAAAUGUGAACAGGGCGCGUAUUCAGACGAGAUCAGCAAGUUAUAUUGCCAUCAGAUUAACGUUAAGGGGUCCAUGUCUGAAAUAGGUGCCUUUACUGCAUUCUCAGUUAACGCGAGACUACAAACUGCCUACACACCGGAGUGUCGCGAGACUUGACCAGCUGUUUAGUCUGUUUUUUUAGACUGGUGCUGCUCGUCGGUCUACACGUGGGGAGGAGAGGCUGACUUUCCACAGGGACACGUUUGAAAACUCACAUAAUCAGUAUUGCCCUCAUCGUGGCGGCACCGAGGAUCCUGAAAUACCGUGUAGCUGUUAGUGUCCUGAGGAAAUGCCGCUGAGGUUUCGCUCUAUUGUGCCCUACACACUACCUGGAGUCCUUGCACUGAUUGGCUGGUGGUGGUACAUCUCGCGGAAGAAAGAGCGGCUAAUCAGCCAUGACAGCCCAGAGGGGGCUCCAACCGCUAUGGGCCUUAGAACAUCUCCAGCAGAGAGUAGCAAUGGUUUGGUUGAGAAAAGCGCUGUAUCCCCCACAAAUGACACAGAAAGCCCCUGCCACAGACCUCCACAGGCCAGUAACCUGAGAACAGAACAUGAAAAUAUUUCCCAGAUCCAUGUCCAGGGCACUGAGGCAGAACCUUCACUGAAACAAAGUUCCGAAGAAGCAGCCCCACACCUUGGCAGAAUAAGACAAGAGGAAGUCCAUAAACCCUCAGUCUCGACUCUACCUUCACCUGGCAAAGAAGACCACCUGCAGGUGUCACUGAAAGACCAUAAAGACCCAGAGAAAACCUCAACACCUGCCUUGGUAAAAGAGCUGGACAAACACCUAGUCAAAGCUCCAGCCUCUGCUCCAGAAGCCACAGUCGAAGAGGUCAUCCUGCCCUGCCAGUCUACCAAAGUCACCAGCUCCUGCCCCACAACAACACAUCGUUCUGAUGCAGAGAGGCCGGAGCCAGAAGGGGAAGUGGCAAAGCACCACAGCGCUGUUAACAUACAAGAUGAGAUGAUCGUUUGUGCAGUGACGCCAGCCAAAGUAAAGACAGUGAUUCCAUCAGAGGCUGACUCUUUAGAGACACCACCUUCAACGCAGGAUUUCCACCAACACAUUGUAACCAGCACACCUACCUCCCCAACCCCGACCUUCACAGCCCUGACAGCAGCCCAAGACUCCACCACCACAUCACAGGACAUCCAAGUACACAGUGGCAGCGGAGAGGAGCAGGAUCUGGAGCUUCUUGCAGCUGGACUCAUAAUUGAGGUCAUCUCGGCAGCCACCCAGGAGGUCCUCGGUGUCACCAGCUGCCAGGUCACAGACAACAGCCAGCCCAGCUGUAGUAGCGGUUCACCACUGGCUAGCAGCAGACUACGCUUCCAGCAGGAGACCAGCACAGCAGCACAGCAGCACCACCAUCUACUGACAAGCCCCUCUCAGAAAUGCUAUGAAUCCAGAGAGGCCGCAGAGGAACAAGAGCAAGGGAUACCUAAUGGAUGCUCCUUGGCUCCAGUAUGGGAGUCUGUUGAGGUCAGUCACAGGGUUCAUCAGACAAACCAUGCACAGAGAAGCCACUGGCUAACACCAUCGCACCAAGCAGCACAAAGUACUCCUUUGCAAAACACGAAACUGAAAGGUGAUGAAGGAGCUGCGCUGGCCGACGACUCAGCCUGCAGUACGUGCCACUCUGAGGACGGCAUCAGCAACGAGGAACUUCAGAACAGCAUGUUUGACAACCAAAUGGAUGUGAUCCAGGUUACAGACUUGUCAACAAGAGAAGCCACACAGCCUCAAUCACUGGUUGAGACCGCCACUGAGGCGUCCGUGUUGGCUGAGGAAAACUCAGUGGAUGCUGUGUGUGAGAUAAAGAGGCUUAAUGGAAUGGGCCUGAGGAAUGGAGCCCAUGGGACAUGUGAGGUGGAGACGGACCAGUCUGGAGGCUCUGAUGUGAACAGUAUGGACUCAGUGGAUAGCGGCUGCACUAUGGGUGCUGUGGAAAGCCAGAGCAACCAUGCUGCCUCCUCCAGCUCCGACCUCAUCAUCUGGGAGAUUGAGGUGCCAAAGCAUCUUGUCGGGCGGUUAAUAGGGAAGCAGGGAAGAUAUGUGAGUUUCCUGAAGCAGAACUCUGGCGCAAAGAUCUACAUCUCCACCCUGCCUUAUACACAGGAGUUCCAGAUCUGUCACAUAGAGGGUACGCAGCAGCAGGUUGACAAAGCCCUGUCCUUGAUUGGGAAGAAGUUUAAAGAUCUGGACUUGACCAACCUAUAUGCACCUCCGCCACCCCCACUCACAUUACCAUCACUUCCCAUGACCUCCUGGCUUCUGCUCCCCAGCGGAGUGACCGUUGAAGUGAUAGUGGUGAACAUCGUGUCAGCUGGUCAUGUCUUUGUCCAGCAGCACACCCAUCCCACCUACCACGCCCUGCGAAGCCUUGACCAGCAGAUGUUCCUCUGCUACUCCCAGCCAGGCACUCCCACCCUGCCCUCGCCCGCUGAAGUUGGUGUGAUCUGUGCAGCUCCAGCAGUGGAAGGAGCCUGGUGGAGAGCUCAGGUCAUCACCUUCUACAAGGAAACCAAUGAAGUGGAGAUCAGAUAUGUGGAUUAUGGAGGCUAUGACAGAGUUAAGAUCGACUCACUACGGCAAAUAAGGUCUGAUUUUGUAACGCUACCAUUUCAAGGUGCUGAAGUACUGCUCGACAACAUUGCCCCACUUCCAGGAGAGGAUCGCUUUUCACCAGAAGCCACAUCAGCGUUGGAGGAGAUGACCAGGGGAGUGGCACUGCUCGCACAGGUCUCAAACUACGAUAACAACACAGGCCUGCCGCUGGUCCACCUGUGGAAUAUGGUUGGAGAAGAGGUGAUUUCUGUUAACCGUACGCUGGCAGAGAGGGCCCUCUGUGUUUGGGUGGAUGGAUUUUGAACUCCUAACAUGCUCUGAUCACCCCCCCCCCCUCCUCCCCUUAAUCUCUUGCGAUCAGCAGUUUGGGACCCAGGUCAUGCUGGGCUCCCGGCCCCACCAGACACACCACUGGAUCUAAGAAGAUUGUUUUUCCUUUCAUUUCUUUUUUUUUGUCCUCUGUCCCCCCAUUCCUUUGAAAAGAAAUUAAAAAUUGUUUGCAGGCAUAAUCUACAAGAACAGCACUGCUUCGAAAUAAGACAACCUCCCCCCUCUUGGUCUUGUACACAAAAAUAACUUGCAGAAGGAAAGAGAGAGGUACUUGUAAAAAAAAUAAUAAUUUUUUAAAAUCUAUAUUGUAAUUAAAUAAAGGUCGAACCAAUAUUUUUCCUUCCCCAUCCUACCUUAAUUUUUGCUCUGGGCCUUUGCUCACUGACUGGAUCAUCAUGCUGUGUGGAAGGACAAACACCUCCAUCAGACUGGAGACAUUUCAACAGUCAGAGUUUCAUUGACACCUCAGCGAUAGUCGUCUGUAGGUCACUACUUUCAGAGUUAAUUCAGCAGAUUUUUGCAUGGAUAGAAUGUAGGUGGCAGAGGGUUACGGAGACUGACGGGUGCUAACGUGGCAGAGAGCAGAGGCUGGUCCCUGGUGGAGUACUGAGCACCCAGCUGGUCUGCCCGGCACUGCGGUCUCAAGAGACACGGACUUCUCUGGGGUCUCCGUCCAGAGCUGCUGCUGCACCUCCAACAAGAACAGAGGAGCGAGCGGGUUGCUUUUGCUCUACCUUUCUCCACCAACUUGCACUGAGUACAGAGGAAUUUCAACCUACCAGACAGAAUGCAGUUGAACAACUUUUCAAAUUGGAACUCUAAGUUGGGCAAGAUUCCUUUCAUAUUUCCAAGAUGCAUUUUUCUGUCAGUGAGGCAACAUAAGACUGACAGUGCAGAUCAUCACAUAGGGACCGUUUGUAAUCCUCAAAUUACAUCUGAUCUCUUUUUAAAGACUGACAUAACUGUAAAGAUCCACUCCAAUUUUGUGAUAGCAUCCCAAAAUGCCUAUAUUUAGUGCCCCCAAAGUCCCAAAAGCUGAUUAUUUUUUUCUUUUUGUUUUUUCAAUAAUUUGAGCACAAUAUAUUUCUUUUGCUCUCAAGAUAACAUUUUUUUUAAAAAGCUGGUAUAUGGAAACUGGUUAAACAUGUAAAUCUGAAGGGAAAUUAAGCUGCUAGUGAUUUACCAUUACCAAUAUUUAAUGUUGGUCAAAUAACUGAAUGUCUCAUGGGUGUCCUCUGUUUAAGUAAUUCCAAAGAAAUGAGGAUUUUCACUGUAAUUUGUGAGUUUCACUAUGAAGGCAGAGUGCCGCUGUUGUCCCACAAUGAGGGAACCACCAAACUCUCACUGAGAUGGGAAAGAAACACUACACAAUAUUUAAUUUGUAGAGCUGCUCUUCAGUGUCAACCUGAUAUUAACUGUUGAUUUGAAUCCAGUGUGUCAUUAGUAUGUAUGGUAAAGCAGCCCAGAAGCGCAGAUGUUCUGUGCUCUUCACUGUGCUGAAAGCCUCAGUGGUCUCUGUUAACCUGUCAGCAGGGCCUUGUUCUUUAAAUGUGGAUAAGGUGAUUCGACACACUGCGGGAUGUGCCACUUUGUCAAAGCUAUCUUAAAGUUGAUGUGGAUGAGUUGUCAUAGCAACAGGUUCUCAAACCUGAGAAAUGUCGAUAUAACUCGGGGUUUCAGGGACCUGUAUCAGCAAGCAAGUUCAACUUAAGCCUGGAUUCACUGAGCCUGACAGUGGUGAUCCUGAAAGCUGAUUUCACAAAGCUGGUGAUCAGUUAACUGUGUUGACUUCUUUAUUACAAACAUCAUCAGAGCCAUGAGUAUGGAAUACUUGAUAUGACAUGAGAUGAAACGAUGAUAUCAGUGGGGAGAUUUGGUUAUUGAGGCAGCAAAAGAAAUGUGUAAUUAUGACGACAACUUGAAUUCAAAUAUGACAUUAAGUCGAGGCUACAAAUACGUAUAGGUACGUCUUUUUGUGUGUGUGGCUUUUAAUGUAGUACAGAGUAAAUGCUUGUGCUUUCUCCUAAAGAUGAACAAAAUUCAUAAGUGUGAUUUACAUGAAACCUUAAAAAUAAUAAGACUGUUCUGCUGCCUGGGCAGAGAGGGAAAAAGAAGUCUACACCCGAUGAGCUUUCAAAAACUCUGUUUUAAACCUAGAAUGGAUGCAACAAAGUGAUUCUACUCAUCAGUUGUCACUUCACUGUAACCAUGUUAUGCCUCCGCAGCAGCGACAGCCAUGGCUGAAGGCAUUAUGUUUUCAGGUCGUCUGUAUGUCCUAUUUUAGUGAACGUGAUAUCUCAAGAACACCAUUAGGAAUUAUUAUUUAUUUAUUUUUUGUAAUUUUGGCAAAAAUGUCCACUUGGACUUGAUGAUGAACUGAAUAGAUUUUGGUGGUCAAAGGUCAUUGUGACCUUGCAUCUGUCAUUCUCGUGAAUGCAGUUAUCUAAAGAACACCUUGGGGGAAUUUCCUCAAAUUUGACACAAGCGUUCACGUGGACUCAAUGAACUGAUUUGGUCAAAGGUCAAGAUCAGUGUGUCCUCAAAAAACAUGUUUAUGGCCUAAACUCAAGAAUACAUUUACUUAUUAUGAUUUGGUCAGAUACUAAAUUGGUGACACAAAAUCUUGAAACUGGCGUGAUUGUAUAGCUUUUCUGUCGGGGGGAGAGAAGAUGUGUGUGAAGAUCCAUUUUUCACAGACAUGGAUGUAAACUAAGAGAAACUCGAUGGGUUCGUGGAGGCAUACAAACAUAAGGCAGUUAUUCUAGUUUUGAUGUCAGGAUGAUGACUUAUACUUUCCAAAGAUCUUCAGUCAGCAAAGGAGGUUGACAGCAGUGCAGCAUAUGUUACCAUGGUAAUAUCCCUAGGUUAAAAGUGAGCCAGCUUUGUGAUCCCGGAAAACCUGAAGCAAGCCACUAAUCUCACUGUGUGAUACAGGCCCCUGAUGGGAACUUUUUUCUUACUGAGAAUCAUCAACAUGUUAGUGUAAUUACACAUUCUCACAAAGGCUGGAUGUCUUUGUUCCAAAAAAAAAAAAAGAGCACAGUGUCACUCAAGAUAAUGUAAUCCGGCCUUUAAUAAGAUCACUUCUUUAAGUGUGUUUGACACACAGAGUCUGCUGGAUGAGACAAGAUCAUUUUAGCAGGCUAACAUCACAGUAGCCUGAGGGGGAUUUCAUAGAGAAGGAUCAUAAGAGAAGGGUUUGUUGUAAAAGGCCUAGCUUCAGUAAUCUUAACAAACCAGGAGUGAAUGUUCCUAAACCCAAAUCAUGACUAACGUGGUCAGAUUAAUUGAAACGUGGUUUAAGAACACAAACGUGAAGCACAGAUCACCUCCAUCCACAGUGAAGAAAACAGACGUGAAGAGAGAACUGGUAUAGGAACUUUGGAGUUUCUGUGAUAACUUAGAAAUUAUUAAACCUAUUUUGUUAAACUAAAAAAUAGGCCGAUUUACUCUAGUAACCCUGCUAAUAUUUUCUGAAACCACCCUUUGGAUUAGUAAAACUACAUUUGGAGAAUAAGGUCCCGCUGACUACGUGUUUCUCUUCAGUUAAAUCUUCAUCUGAAUGUGUCUUGUCACUGUGGUAUAGAUUUAUUUUUUCAGACACUGAAUCACAAUGUUUAUCCAGUGAUAUGGAAUCGGACCUUCCUGUGUUUGCACUUCAGUGUUUGAUUCAGCCUGAGGGGGCUGAAUGAACCCUGUAAGGCAUUCAUUUCCACUAUGACUGUAAUCUAAAUAACAUGUGUUUAAUAUUUUUAAAUUCAGUGUCUUUUCAAUGGAAAUGAAAUCACUGUUAUUCUAGCAAUAAGGCAGCUUUAUUUUUAAACUGACAGAAUGGGGAAAUGGUCUGGCUUUAAAGGGAUAGUUCGUUUUUGAAGUGGGAUUGUAUGAGGUACUUAUCCAUAGACAGUGUAUUACAUGCAGUAGAUGUCAGUUGGCAAGUUUUUCCAGUUUGGAUAAACAGGCUGGAGUCUUACAUGGAGGCUAAGCAAUGUACUGCUGUGGAGGGGUCGGCAACAAAAAAUAUUUUAACAAUCUAAAAAAAAACAGUCCCACCUUUAAAAUAAUCAGUAUCAGUUUAAGUGUACUCUAUGAUGGGAGUAUUUUCACUGCUUUACUUUAACAUCAGACAGUGUUUUCCAAUGGGGAAACAAAGCCAUUAUAUUGCUCCUUUCAAAGCCAGACUCCAUUGAGAAAAACUGAUUUAGUAUUGCUGAACACAGGAGCUGCUGGUCUACCACUGCCUCAAACAGUUUUUUGUGUGUUUUAAUGUGUGACUUUGGCGUCGAAAAGGGUGAGUGGGGAUUCAUCAGAGUCACACAAUAACACAAAUUAACUAAUUAAUAGGUCAUGGCAGUGGUAUACCAGCACCUCCUGUGUUCAGCUUGCUAAAAUUACUGCUUUUGUCAAUGUAGUGUGGUGGCUUUGACAAGAGCAUAGAUGGGGAACUGAAGCUGUUAGCUGUUAACUGUUAACGGUAAAGUGCUGAAAAUACUCAAAAUAUAGCGUACACUUAAACUUGUAUUGAAUUUUUUAGAUGGCAAAAAUCUGUUUUGUUGCCAUCCAGAUGGCUUUGUUUUGCAUUACUUAGCUUCCGUGUCAGACUCCAGUCUGCUUCUCCCAACUGGGGCCGUGCCAACCGCCAUCAACUGUAUUUGAUACACUGACUAUGGAUAAGUACCUCAUACAACCCCGCUUUAAAACAUCCCAACUAUCCCUUAAAGUGUUACAUUUGACACAACUAAGAAGUAGGAAAGCUAACUGCAUAACUGUUGUCAACAUGUAAAGAACACUACAACUCCUCAGUAAUACUUCAUUUUAAUAAUGUAUCUCAGGAAUGGUUUGCCUGAGGGCAGCUGAUGGAAGAAAUGGGCAUGAUUGUGCUUGACAGAGAAAAAUGAGAUGUAUAGGAAAUUAGGCAUUUUGACAAAUAAUUACAUGUGAGAUGUAGAAAUUCUUGAAGAAGGUGUCCUCAAGUUGGUGCUGGAAUUGGAGCAGUAGCCAUAUUGUCUGUUGCUGGCUUGUGUGCAUUAUUCCUCUGUGUUUCACAUGAACUGUCUGUCCUUCCUUUUUUAAAUCCAGAUAAUUAUAUUCCCCCCUGCUCUAAGACAACAAACCAGAAGCCCCUGACCACACCUUCAAGCAUCUGUUUGAUCAAACUAGUUUUGUUCAUUUCUCUGUAAAUAAGAUAUUUGACUGUACUUUUCUAUAACACUGGAGAGAAAGAGAUAUAAAGGGAACAUUUUUUUUUUUUUUUUUUGGUUUGGUUUGUUCUGGUUCAUCCUGCCUCUGUUUCAGUCACUCAAUGUUCUCAAGCUGUGGGACUGAUUUUUCAGUGUUUGCAUAGCUAGACAAGUCAUCAUUUGAUUAUUUAAAUGGGUGUGAAGCUCUUGUGCCCAAAAGCAUUUGACAUGUACAGAUCAGUUUUGCUAGGCUCAUGUUAAGUUUGAUUUGUUGAUUGUACAGGUCUAUUAGGGGAAAAAAAUAAAAGUUAUUGGAAGUGU
Epinephelus moara (kelp grouper) is the source of this 8534-nucleotide messenger RNA. RefSeq names its product A kinase (PRKA) anchor protein 1b (gene akap1b). The coding region runs from base 424 to 3006 and encodes 860 amino acids. Lineage: Eukaryota; Metazoa; Chordata; Actinopteri; Perciformes; Serranidae. The record is from RefSeq and is a predicted model, not a curated record. The transcript is spliced from 12 exons. Gene Ontology annotation, molecular function: RNA binding.